AUGCAACAUCAGGGUAACGAAUCAGCUGCCGGUGACGGCCAUCGCACCAUACCACGACCGACGCCUGCGGAAUUUCGCAAGUUAGUAUCUGGUCCCCAAGAAAACAUCAUCCGUGCAAUGGACGUAAGUCAGCCGGUCUUCGAAGAAAUCAAGAAAAUUCUCCGCAAUCAAGCAGUUAUGAUGCUUGAUUGCGAGAGGUUCAUACACGAGCAAGUCCCAGACAUCUGGGCAAUAUAUUUGGACUGGGCUCGCGAGGAACUGGCAUCAUUUCUAUCCAAGUACACUGAUGCACAGUGGCCUGUCGAGCUCUACAUCGAACAUUACUUAUCCAAGAAAACGUAUGCCAAGCGUCACGCCUUCAGAGCCAAGAUAACGAAGUUAAGGCCCGCCCCCAACACUGUUCGUGUUAAGAGCUCUGCCUCAGAGCGUGGUGCGAGCUUGCCACCCGCUCCCGGUGGUCCACCUCCACCUUAUGAAGAUCACGACUUUGUACAACCUCAUGCGGCGAAUGACGAUAAUGUUACUGUCGAGAACUUUCUCAAGACCGUUAACCCUGACAUUAGCCACUUCCUCACCGCGUUUGAGGAAUUAGGGAUCAGCAGCGAAGCGGACCUGGUUGUUGUGAGGUCAUGGGCUUCUGGUGUGAGAAAGGAUUUUUUCAAGAGAGAAUUGAUGGGGAAGAUGAGCGCUCUCCAGAUCCAGGCUUUGAAUAUCAAACUUGGGGAGAUGAAUUAG
This is a messenger RNA of Suillus plorans, 735 nucleotides long. RefSeq lists its product as uncharacterized. The coding region runs from base 1 to 735 and encodes 244 amino acids. The record is from RefSeq and is a predicted model, not a curated record. The transcript is spliced from 4 exons. NCBI's taxonomy places the organism in Eukaryota, Fungi, Basidiomycota, Agaricomycetes, Boletales, Suillaceae.